AUGAAGAGAAUGAAGAGAAUGAUAUGUGCUGAAUUAGGGAUUAAGUCCUUCGACAUUGACCUUCCUGAACAAGUUUCCGAAUCCGAUUUGAUUAAGCAACUUCCAUUGCCAAAGCAUAUCAAUGAAGAGAAAGUUCUCAGUGAAAUCAGCCUUGAUGAAGUUCGUGGACAACAUGCACUUCUCUAUCUUGUGCAUACUUUUGUGCACACAAUUGCAACCAAUGCGGGAGUUGAGGGUACUGUUGUUAUAAGGUCAAGCAGCAUCACUACUUCUCCUGUUAACUUCUUUUUCUCAUUAUCAGGUGAAUAUGUUAAUAUGGUUAAAGCUGGAAUUAUUGAUUCACUGAAGGUUAUUAAAACCGCCUUGGUUGACAGCUUGACGCAGCCAGGUGAGAGAUGCUAA
Messenger RNA from Arachis stenosperma, 402 nucleotides. RefSeq names its product chaperonin CPN60-2, mitochondrial-like. Gene Ontology annotation, molecular function: ATP-dependent protein folding chaperone. The coding region runs from base 1 to 402 and encodes 133 amino acids. NCBI's taxonomy places the organism in Eukaryota, Viridiplantae, Streptophyta, Magnoliopsida, Fabales, Fabaceae. Gene Ontology annotation, cellular component: mitochondrion; cytosol. The record is from RefSeq and is a predicted model, not a curated record. The transcript is spliced from 4 exons. Gene Ontology annotation, biological process: protein refolding.